Eremothecium sinecaudum is the source of this 1539-nucleotide messenger RNA. It is a transcript of the gene SLX4, whose product is annotated as Slx4p. Gene Ontology annotation, biological process: DNA repair; DNA replication. The record is from RefSeq and is a predicted model, not a curated record. Gene Ontology annotation, cellular component: Slx1-Slx4 complex; nucleus. The transcript has a single exon. Lineage: Eukaryota; Fungi; Ascomycota; Saccharomycetes; Saccharomycetales; Saccharomycetaceae. Bases 1 to 1539 code for a protein of 512 amino acids.
AUGGACUUUAACAAGGUUCAACGAAAUUUAAACCUUCUAGCAAAUGAUCUGAGUGACAGCGAAACACUCGAUGCCCAUGAGUUAGCUGAGACCCAAACAGCAGCAGCUUUUAGCGACGACGAGGAGACAAAAGAUCGAGAUGUGUUCUUGUCGACUCAAGUUCAGGCAAGAAUUGAUGAGGCAGAGGAGAGCGAAACAAUUCAAAAAGAUUUUAAGAAACUGUUGGAGGAUUUCACCUAUGAGAGGGAUAGGCUAGAAAUGACGAAGACAGCGGCAAGUAAAAAGCCAAGGAUGGCUAACAACCCAAAAGUUAGUAAAAAAGCUAAUAAAAGAAUACGAAGCAUCACGCAGCAUAAUACUGAUAAGUUUAAAGAUCAAAGACUACACGGCCGAGCGAAGCACCUAGUUACAAUGCUCUCUGGUAAAUUAAACAAAGUAAAUUCUCUCAUGAAAGCUAUGCAGCAGGAUUCUGUAGAUCAGAAGUACUCCAUUUAUGAUUCUGAAGAAUGGUCAAAUCUUGUUACUUUGCUACGAGAAAGACUACCGAAAGUGACACGAUCAGAUAUCAACAUCGUGAAGAACUACGUGUAUGGAGGCGAGCUGGAAGAAGAUCCAUGGUAUGCCUCUCAGCUUCCACCUAAUGAAGUUGAUAUUAUCUUGGGCUCCGGACUUGAUAAUGUGGUUUAUGAUAACAUGGAGUUUAUAAGCGAGCAGCGAAAUGCAGUGACUCUUUCUCAGCUUUUAGAAGAUACAAGCAUAAGCUCCAUCCCAGAUAGUAUGGAUUCUGGAGACCGAAUAAGCAUCACCUUGAGUAUAAGUUCAGAAAACGAAGAUGAGAUUAUAGAUCCCACUAAGGAAACAUUUAGGGUCGUGCCCAAUAUUACUUCUCCUGUCAAGACUUCAGUCGGAACGGACUCACCGUUACGCGGGCUUGCCGCAAACCCUAAUUUGCAAGUCCCAGCAAGUAGAACCACGACAGUAAACGAGUUAGAAUCAAUUGAAUCUCUCCCAUCAAUCUUAGAGUCUGAAUCUUUUGUGGUACGCAUGAAACUGUAUCACGAUCAACAUAUACCUGACGGUUUUCACACCUUAGGUGAUGAAAUAAUUGCAGAUAGUGAAGACAAUGAAUAUACAAUAGCAGAAAUGCUUCCCAGUGAAGAGGAGCAAGUGAUACUCUCACCGCAAUCAUCGUGGCCGGAAUCAGUACAACAACUUCGUCAAUCCCUUAAAAACAUUGGAAUUAAAGUUUCAAGAACCAAAAGCCAAAUGCUAGAGAAUUAUAGCAGCGCUCUAGAGAAUCUUAGUUCACAAACAGACGCAGAUAGACACAAUGAGAUUUUUUCCAGGCUAACCACCCAACUUCGUAGUGAUCCACGGUUCGUGAGCCGUGUUUAUUGCUUUGAGCCGUUCACUCUUGAGGAACUUCGGACCUUUUUUGAGUUCAAAGAUGAAUUUACUAAACUUCUAGACGAUACUGUCAUACGGGAAUGGGCAGAUCACAAUGGUGUCUGCAUUAAAAACAAUGUUAAUAAUACUUAG